Messenger RNA from Diceros bicornis minor, 3530 nucleotides. RefSeq names its product regulator of MON1-CCZ1 (gene RMC1). The record is from RefSeq and is a predicted model, not a curated record. NCBI's taxonomy places the organism in Eukaryota, Metazoa, Chordata, Mammalia, Perissodactyla, Rhinocerotidae. Gene Ontology annotation, biological process: regulation of autophagy. Gene Ontology annotation, molecular function: protein binding. The transcript is spliced from 19 exons. The coding region runs from base 31 to 1956 and encodes 641 amino acids. Gene Ontology annotation, cellular component: late endosome membrane; Mon1-Ccz1 complex; lysosomal membrane.
CCCCGCGCGGGGCGCCUCUCGCUGGGCUCCAUGCUGGCGGCCGCCCUCGGGCCCCCCGCCGCCGCCGCGGCGCCCGCCAUGGGGGAGGAGGACUACUACCUGGAGCUGUGCGAGCGGCCGGUGCAGUUCGAGAAGGCGAACCCGGUCAACUGCGUCUUCUUCGACGAGGCCAACAAGCAGGUUUUUGCUGUUCGAUCUGGAGGAGCUACUGGGGUGGUAGUUAAAGGCCCAGAUGAUAGGAAUCCCAUCUCAUUUAGAAUGGAAGACAAAGGAGAAGUGAAGUGCAUUAAGUUUUCGUUAGAAAAUAAGAUAUUGGCUGUUCAGAGGACCUCAAAGACCGUGGAUUUUUCUAAUUUUAUCCCAGAUAGUUCUCAGCUGGAAUACACUCAAGAGUGCAAGACCAAGAAUGCCAACAUUCUAGGAUUCUGCUGGACCAGUUCUACUGAAAUUGUCUUCAUAACAGAUCAAGGCAUCGAAUUUUACCAGGUAUUACCAGAGAAACGGAACCUGAAACUCCUGAAGAGCCAGAAUAUCAAUGUGAACUGGUACAUGUACUGUCCCGAGAGUGCUGUCAUUCUGCUGUCCACCACGGUCCUUGGAAACGUGCUGCAGCCCUUUUAUUUUCGGGCUGGCACUAUGACGAAGCUGCCCAAGUUUGAGAUUGAAUUACCAGCUGCACCCAAGUCAACUAAACUGAACUUUUCCGAGAGAGACAUUGCUAUGGCAAUAAUAUACGGACAGCUCUAUGUUCUCUUCUUGAGGCAUCACUCUCGGACCUCCAAUAGUGCAGGAGCGGAGGUAGUCCUGUAUCAUCUACCACGAGAAGGUGCCUGCAAAAAGAUGCACAUAUUAAAGUUAAACCGGACGGGGAAGUUUGCCCUCAAUGUGGUGGAUAACCUGGUGGUGGUUCAUCAUCAGGAUACAGAGACGUCGGUGAUAUUUGAUAUCAAGUUGAGGGGAGAGUUUGAUGGCACCGUCACCUUCCAUCACCCGGUGCUGCCCGCUCGAUCGAUUCAGCCCUGUCAGAUCCCCGUGGCAGGUCCUGCUCCUGUGACCAGCCACUCUCCUGUCCCGUGUAAACUCUAUUCUUCGUCCUGGAUCGUCUUUCAACCUGACAUCAUUAUCAGUGCGAGCCAAGGUUACCUCUGGAACCUCCAAGUGAAACUGCAGCCCAUAGUAAACCUCUUGCCAGAUAAAGGAAGACUAAUGGACUUUCUCCUCCAGAGGAAGGAAUGCAAGAUGGUCAUCCUGUCUGUCUGUUCACAGAUGUUGAGUGAGUCGGACAGAGCAACACUGCCUGUGGUAGCCACUGUGUUUGACAAACUCAAUCACGAGUAUAAAAAGUACCUGGACGCCGAGCAGAGUUAUACGAUGGCGGUAGAAACGGGGCAGAGCCGGAGCAGUCCACUUCUCAGAAGGCCAGUGCGGACACAAGCUGUGGUUGACCAGUCUGACAUGUACACCCACGUCCUGUCAGCGUUCACAGAAAAGAAGGACAUGCCUCAUAAAUUUGUGAUCGCCGUCCUGAUGGAAUACAUUCGCUCCCUCAACCAGUUUCAGAUCACAGUACAGCAUUACUUGCACGAACUUGUCAUCAAGACGCUCGUCCAGCACAACCUCUUCUCUAUGCUGCAUCAGUUCCUGCAGUACCACGUUCUCAGUGACUCCAAGCCUUUGGCUUGUCUGUUAUUAUCCCUGGAGAGUUUUUAUCCUCCUGCUCAUCAGCUGUCUCUGGACAUGUUGAAGAUGCUGCGAAGCAGACUGAAGACAACAUGCUUUUCUACACUAUAUUCCGGUUUUUUGAACAGCGAAACCAGCGUUUGCGAGGGAACCCUAAUUUCACACCAGGUGAGAAUACAGCAGCAGUGGAGAGACCUGGGGCAACCACAGACUGAGACGGUAGCAGAACACGGCAGCUGGUGGGUGGGAAGCUUAGGAGAAGCCUUUUAUUCAUGAGAACUCCUAGGCUAUUAGCAUUUUUAAAAACAAAAUUUCAGAGGCUGGCCCAGUGGUGUAGCGGUUCAGUUCACACGCUCUGCUUUGGCAGUCUGGGGUUCACCGGUUUGGAUCCUGGGCACGGACCUACUCACUGCUCAUCAAGCCAUGCUUAGGUGGCAUCCCACAUAGAAGGGCUACAAUUCUACAACUAUGGCACACAACCAUGUACUGGGGCUUUGGGGAGAAAAAAAGAGGAAGAUUGGCAACAGAUGUUAGCACAGGGUCAAUCGUCCUCAAAAAAAAAAAAAAAAAUUUCGUAACAGCCCACCUAACCCCUAGCCCAGGCUCUGUGGGGAGUGAAUUCAGUCUGCUGACAGAAUCCAAGUCAUGCCCUGGAACUCACAGUGGGGGUGUGUUUUGGGUAGAGUCAUGCUGGGCACAGCUUAUGCCUGAUAGCUGAUCCUGGAAUGUCCCUUCUGAAGAAUCAGGAACAAGCCAGGAAAUGGUGGCUAAGGGUUAUAAAUGGCCUGGGGCUUAUAAGGCUUCAGUUUCAGGCAGGAAACUGGCUAAUCACUCUCUCCAAAGUUAUGAAAUCUGAAGCACCUCUUCCUCAGGAUAGUGAAGGAACAUGUAACGAUUUCGAGCUUAAUUAAUUUGUGUCAGUGCCAGAUGGCAUUUACUACCAUGGCAGGUCAACUUCUCUCCUCGUCUCACAGCAGACCGAGUCGCUGGGGCCUGUGAAAGUACCUGACCAGUUUUGCAAUGACAUGAGCUGUGUAAAUAAAAAGGACAACUCAAAAGCUUAGGAAAAAAAUAUUUUAUGAAAGAAAAAUAAGUUAAAACCCAGUAUACACAUCUCUUGGUUUCCUCUUUUCGUGGCACAUCUAAUGGAUUAAAUCUGUAUUUUCCUUUAUAGGCGAACACUGUGAAGAACAUGUUGCUUUUUUCAAACAGGUUUUUGGAGACCAAGCUCUAAUGAGGCCUACAACAUUCUGAAAUCACUUGCUAGUUUUUUUAUAUAUAUAAAAAUGUGUACAAAGUUAAUUUAUUGCAUUAAUAAAGCUCUUUAAACAACAAAAUGUUAUAAUAAAGUAUCUACAACAUCCUCAAAUGUUACUAAAAAUAUGGUAUAGAACUUGUGAUGGCUUACUCCUGGAAAAAAAAAAAGAGACCCUUCAUUGACUGGCCUUUAAGAAGUGUCAGUGAGCAGAUGACAUUCACAGCCAUGCUGGUGUCACCUUCCCCUUGCCGAAGACUUAGGGUUUGUUCCUGGAGAACUGGGAGACGCUUAGUGUUCUGGGGUGCCUUCAGAUUUAGUAAUAGUGCUUCAGAAGUCAGACGUGCAUUCCUGAGUUGAAAAGCGCUGUGGCUGAAGCUGCUGCUGUUAAAGAGCCUGAUGUUUGGAAAUAGCCCGUGUUCAGUUUCGCCUUGACAGGGCAGCCACUGUCCAGCAGUACACUGACCAGCCCACGGACAAAGUUCAGAGUCCCCAAACCCCAGAAGAGGGCUAGAAAUUUAGGAGUCGCUCUCGUUCUGUACCUUUGUACUGCUCUUGAGUGGCCAAACUUUUGGCUUUAUUUAUUGAUGGUCCU